CCGGAAUUGAAGCGGAGGCUGAAGAGUCGACACCUGCAGAUGAUUGCCAUCGGCGGCACGAUCGGAACGGGCCUCUUCAUCAGCAGUGGGACUGCUCUCGCGCAUUCGGGACCCGCGGGAACCCUCAUCGCCUAUGCCUUUGUCGGCUCCAUUGUCUUCUCGGUGAUGGCCUCCCUCGGUGAGGUCGCGACGUACAUUCCGUGCGCGGGGUCGUUUACAUCGUAUGCGGCGCGGCUGGUGGACCCGAGUCUUGGUUUCGCGAUGGGAUGGAUAUACUGGUUCAACUGGGCAGUGACAUUCGCGGUGGAGCUGACGGCCACGGGGUUGCUUGUGCAGUAUUGGGAUGCAAGCUUGAAUAUCUCCAUCUUCAUUGGAGUCUUCUGGGUGGUUAUUAGCGCCGUCAAUUACCUGCCCGUCAACUUCUACGGCGAGCUGGAGUUCUGGUUCUCCACGAUCAAGGUGCUCACGGUGCUGGGGUUCAUGAUCUUCGCCAUCUGUGUCGAUGCGGGUGUGGGCCGGGGUCACUACCUCGGCUUCACGUACUGGCAUAACCCGGGGGCAUUCGCACCCUACAAGAUCGAGCAUAAUGACUCCGUGGCCAAGUUCGUCGGAUUCUGGGCUGUGCUGAUUCAGGCCGGUUUCUCAUACCAGGGCACGGAGUUAGUGGGUGUCGCUGCCGGCGAAACGGAGAACCCGCAGAAGACAGUCCCGUCUGCCAUCCGCAAGACGUUCAUCCGCAUCCUGGUGUUCUUCGUCCUCACGAUCUUCUUCAUCGGCCUGGUUGUUCCCUACGACGAUCCGCGGCUCGUGACGGCCGAUUCCAACACCGCCUCCGCCUCUCCCAUGGUCAUCGCCGCGCAGCUAGCCGGCGUGAAGGUCCUCCCGAGUUUGAUCAACGCCGUGCUGUUGACAGUCGUGCUGUCGGCAGCCAACUCCAACGUGUACAGCGGGAGUCGAGUGCUUCUGGGCCUCGCGGAGGAGGGCUUCGCCCCCAAGUUCUUCGGCUGGGUAACCCACAAUGGUGUCCCCUGGGUGGCGGUGACGUUCACCGCCGCCUUCGGUCUGCUGGGGUUCAUGAACGUCUCCGCGUCCGGUGGGACAGUCUUCAACUGGUUCACGAACAUCAGUAGUGUCGCUGGAUUCCUCUGUUGGACGUCGAUCAACACCAGUCACAUCGGGUUCAUGCGGGCCCUGAAGGCGCGCAACCAGUCGCGCGACACCUUGCCCUACAAGGCUAUCUGGCAGCCAUACCUCGCGUACUACGGGCUGUUCUUCAACCUCGUCAUCAUCUUCACGCAGGGCUUCACCGCGUGGAUCCCUGAGUUCGACGUGUCCAGUUUCUUCGUCGCGUACAUCUGCCCGAUUCUGUUUGCGGUGCUGUAUUUCGGGCACAAGAUCGUCUAUCGGACCAAAUUCGUGAACCCGGUCGAGGCAGAUUUGGAUACGGGGCGGCUACCCAACAUGUCCUGGGAGACGUCAGGGCCACAGCAGACUUGGUCGGAGUGGACGAAGGAGAAGGUCCGGUCGAUCUAUGCCAUCUCAUAGUUACCCUGGUCUACAUCGAGCGAGGGUAACAGAGACAUGUCUGACAGGAGUAGGUGCCCUUUUUUUUUUUU
Aspergillus campestris IBT 28561 is the source of this 1616-nucleotide messenger RNA. Its product is annotated as arginine permease. Gene Ontology annotation, molecular function: amino acid transmembrane transporter activity. Gene Ontology annotation, cellular component: membrane. Gene Ontology annotation, biological process: amino acid transmembrane transport. The coding region runs from base 40 to 1545 and encodes 501 amino acids. The record is from RefSeq and is a predicted model, not a curated record. The transcript has 2 exons. Lineage: Eukaryota; Fungi; Ascomycota; Eurotiomycetes; Eurotiales; Aspergillaceae.